UUGCCUUUCUUGUGGGCGGGGUUUGCGCUGCGGCCACGCCUCCUCCGUCGGCAUCGCAGCUGCCGCCGCUGCUGCUGCUGCGGGGCUGGAGCUCAAUCCGCUCACUAGACCUACAGCGGCAGGAGCAGGAGCAGCGGUGGGACCGGAGAAUGCUCGCUGUCCGGAGAACAUAGAUGUGCAAAAGCUCCCUGGAAUAUCCGAGCGCUGGAGAGGCCAGAAACAACAGCCGUGGAGGACAGCCCUCAUCGACGCUUCAUAAGGGACAGACCUACGGUGAAGCCAUGGCGGUAGAAGAAGAAGGUCUUCGGGUUUUUCAGAGCGUUAAAAUAAAAAUAGGGGAAGCAAAAAACAUCCCUCCAUAUCCGGGACCAAACAGGAUGAGGGACUGUUACUGCACCGUCAACCUGGACCAGGAAGAGGUCUUCAGGACCAAGAUCGUGGAAAAGUCACUUUGUCCUUUCUACGGGGAGGAUUUCUACUGCGAGAUCCCACGCAGCUUCAGACAUCUCUCCUUCUACAUUUUCGACAGGGACGUAUUCAGGAGGGACUCCAGCAUUGGCAAAGUUGCCGUGAAGAAAGAGGACCUGCAGAAAUACCAUGGGAAAGACACCUGGUUCCAGCUGCAGCCUGUCAGCGCUGACUCAGAGGUGCAGGGAAAAGUGCACCUGGAGCUGCGUCUGAGCGAAGUUAUCACCGACAGCGGCGUGAUCAGCCAUAAACUGGCCACACGGGUGUUGGAGUGCCAAGGCCUUCCGAUUGUUAAUGGACAGUGUGAUCCCUACGCUGCUGUUUCCCUACUCGGUCCUUCGAGGUCAGAGGCCAAGAAGACCAAAGUUAAGAGGAAAACCAACAAUCCCCAGUAUGAGGAAAUUUUCUACUUUGAGGUCACGCGGCCGCUGAGCUACACCAAGAGGCAGUUUGACGUGGAGGAGGAGGACGUCGACAAGCUGGCCCUGAGGGUGGAUCUGUGGAACGCCAGCAACCUGAAGUUUGGGGACGAGUUCCUGGGUGGGGUGCGGGUCCCGCUGCGGGUUUUGGGCCAAGCUGGAGUGCACGAUGCCUGUGUCUGGACCCGUUUCUCCCCUAAACGCAUCUGUUGGCUGAGCUUUCACAACGACUGACUGUAUGAGCUCUCU
This is a messenger RNA of Fundulus heteroclitus (mummichog), 1136 nucleotides long. Its product is annotated as ras GTPase-activating protein 3-like. The transcript is spliced from 10 exons. Bases 174 to 1121 code for a protein of 315 amino acids. The record is from RefSeq and is a predicted model, not a curated record. Lineage: Eukaryota; Metazoa; Chordata; Actinopteri; Cyprinodontiformes; Fundulidae.